AUGGCUACCAUCCCUCCCUAUAAGCCGAGCACAAAACACUCAGCCAAGACUACCAUUCCUCCUGAUGAUCCCGAAGCAGAAUAUGAAACCGCCGUCGCCGCAUACAAAGCGCAAGUGAGCGUUAUGGGCCCAACGCGCAAACAGUACGAGGCGCUUUUCUUUCAACACAAACAAGCUCAAACACGCUAUGACAAGAUCAUGGACAAAACGACAUCGCAAAACACCACAUACCAGCGCCAUAAGCGAUACGUCAUCUCACUGACAAACGCCUUGCUCGCAUCAAACCUCACACUACGCUCCGCUUCAGGACCGGUCAGCGAUUUGCAAGCUCUAACGCACGCAACUCUCCUUUAUGAUAUUCGACUCUCUGCUCGCACGCUCGUCGACAUGAUGGUUCAGAACAAGCGCCUGGACAAGGCAAGAGAAAGGUUUUGGAAACUCGAUCAGGAACUGCAUGUGAAGUGUGAGGAGUUGUUUGAAGUGGUGGACAAGAAUUGUAAAGAGUUGGAUCGACUGCAUGCGAAGGUGCUUGAGGCAGAGAAGAAGAUGGGCGAGGAGUCCAGAUGUGGGAUGGCAGAGGGGAAAUGUCUUUCUUGUGUCAGGAAUAGUGAGAAGGAGGCGAGGAGGCUGGGGGCGGACGAUGUGGCGAAGGCGAAGGGAGGGCCUGGGAAAAUAGGGAAAGGGCUGGGGGCGAAGAAGAAGUUGGAGGAUAUUCUUGAGGAGGUGGAUUAG
This is a messenger RNA of Letharia columbiana, 732 nucleotides long. RefSeq lists its product as uncharacterized. The transcript has a single exon. The record is from RefSeq and is a predicted model, not a curated record. Bases 1 to 732 code for a protein of 243 amino acids. NCBI's taxonomy places the organism in Eukaryota, Fungi, Ascomycota, Lecanoromycetes, Lecanorales, Parmeliaceae.